Messenger RNA from Aureobasidium subglaciale EXF-2481, 1974 nucleotides. RefSeq lists its product as uncharacterized. The transcript has 2 exons. Bases 1 to 1974 code for a protein of 657 amino acids. NCBI's taxonomy places the organism in Eukaryota, Fungi, Ascomycota, Dothideomycetes, Dothideales, Saccotheciaceae. The record is from RefSeq and is a predicted model, not a curated record.
AUGGCGCCGAAAGUUGGAGAUUAUUUGAAGCGCUUAGGCUUGCGAGGCGCUGAAAUCCGAAAAGGCGAAGGAUGGAGAACUCAAGAAAUCAAGGAUCUGGAAGCAGACAUCAGAGCCUUUUAUCAAAAGUAUGAGCCAUACUUGAAAAGAGGUGAGGACUACCCUGUUGAAUUCGAUACCGACAUCGAUACCGUUCUCGCGAAACACGGCCCCAUCUUAUGGCCCGAUGGUCCGCGCGACGAGACAACCACAAAGUGGCUGUGGGCAGCGGGAGAGAUUGACGAAUAUCCUGAAGACCUCUUCUAUUCUCGUCAUAUCCACAAGAUCCAACCAGUCUUGCGAGCACUGCUCAUCUUCAGAGUGUCGAUAUAUCGCAGCAACCAAAGACACGCUGAAAACAGAAGGCGCGAGGCGGCAGCUGCUGCUGCAGCCGGCGUCACCUCAGGAAGCCCGCCUCCCCCGGGCGAUGAUUUGACCGACUUCGACAACUCGACCGUCGCGCCUUCUCUGGUUCACACGAUCAAAGUCGAAAGCGAUGAAGGUAAAGCUAGACUGCAGGACAUUCUCAAGAACGAAGAAUUCAAUCUGCGAAAGAGAAAAGAGCAGACCAACUCGCCACUGGGCUCGAUCAAGCGACUGAAGCAAGCCAAGUCAACACCUAUCAAGGAUCGCUACGUUCAUCACAUGCCUACCUGGACCACGACCAACCGUGAAACCAUACAUGUUGCCAACCCGCAGCAUCUGGAGAGUGGACAUAAUUUGCUUUUCGCAGCAGCAUCGGGUCCCGCGAAUGGCUUCGUACCUGUCAACCACACUCAGCAAAACGAGCAGCCAAUGCAAGCCCAUCAACAACAAGCUUUGGAAAGCGACGAUGAUGGAUCUGUAAUUGGCAGAGCUGCCUUCAGCUUGCAUUCGAGUGAAGCUAGUUCCCCAACCAACGCAGAGAACCUCCCUCUACCUGAUACCCCUGGAGAAGGCGCCCUGCCCUCGCAGUAUUCGCUGCCUCAAGACACCACUUCGAGAGCGGAAGAAGGCGCGAUCACGACGGGACCAAAUGCUCAGAAAGUCCCGCAUUGUCCUGCAGGCAUGCCUUUGGAAGAAUCAGCACCGCAGACAUCUCGUGAAUCGAUCCCUUGGUCGCAAGUAAAGAAGCGACGAGCCAAGAGGUCAAAGAUUGCCCUCCGACCAAUGCUGGACAACGAAGACACAAACAACACGCCCGAACUCUCAGCUCGUGGUAGCCAUGCCAUGGACGGUCUGUCUAAGCGACUUUCGAUCGCUGACUCAGAGUCGCCCAUGCCUACUGAUGAAAAUGCUAGCACAGAGAGCCGAAGACUUGUGAGAAGAACUCAUGUUCAUACUCCUGCAUCUGAACCAUCUAAGCACGUGGCGACUACUGCCUCGGUGGGCGCCAGUCCAAGCGUCCAGCUACCGAACACUCAGCAAGAGAAGCCUCUCACACCGCUCCUGACUCAGCCGCGCACAUACCAAACACCUUACGCAGACGUGCAGCCUCUCGAGCCUACUCAACAGCCUGCUGCGACGCCAAACAGCCUUGCUACGCCCAGUCUGCACCCGGCGCCAGUCGACUCGCCUUUCACAAACCUCGCUCCAGCCACCAUCAACCAACAAUCGUCCACCGGCGAUACGCCCCUCUCGGCGAAGCUCAUCACCAGGCACUUUGGAAGAACAUUCGUUAAAUUCAACCUGACUGUCAACAAUCGCUCGUCUCUCAAGAUGAUCAAGCUCACCGAUUGUCUCGAUGCCGUCAUCCUCCACGAGACUAUCAACAAUCGUUUCAAGCAUACGCUUGCCGGUCUGGUCCCUUCGGAGAUCAUCUUCACUUCCAAUGAUACCGACUAUGAUAUUGGUGCUGACGAGGGCGGACAAAUCUUGUGGGAAGAGUUUCUGCAGACUCUCGUCGACACUGCUCCUCAAGGUACCUGCCCUAUCGUCGCCGAAGUCAGAAUCUGA